AUGGCCAUUCAACCCAACCGACGGAAGAGGAAGCACGAGCAGGCGGACGCAGAGCAGCAGGAUGAGGGUGAAGUGGAGGUGCCCAAGAAACUGGCCAAGGAAUCCGACACGCCAAAGAAAAAGAAAAAGGUGAAUAAAACAGAAGGAUUAUUGGAUGAAACCACGCCGGAAACAAAUGGAACCGAGUCUGCAGACACCACUCCCUCAAAGAAAAAAGAAAGGAAACCCAGAAAACCGAAAACCCCCGAGGAAAAUGAGGAGCAACAGGUGGAAGCGGAGGCGGGCGAAUCUCCCUCCAAGAAGCACAAGAAACGUGGUGAUACACAGCCCGAUGAGGAUGAAAUAAGUCCAGAUUCCGGCAUAGAACCGGAGGAAACCAACAUACGCUUUCCCAACGACUUCAAGAUGAUGCACUUCCGCACCAAGCUGCGCAGCAAUAACUUUAUAACAGAAGUGCGGCACUUCCUGUUCAUGUGCUCCACCAGUCGACCCAAACUGGCGGCCAAGUACAUCGAGAAGCGUGGAAAGCCCUUGGAACUCGCGGAGGCCUUCGAGAGGAUCGACAAGAGCAACCUUCUGCAUGUCGACUACCUCACAGAGGCACUGCAGCGCGUUGUGAUGGAAAUACUCACAAACCAGAAGAACCACCUGGAAUCGGCGGUACAUGGCUGUCGCUACUUCCUCAAGGUUCACGGCGGAGUACUCGAGAAUCUGCUGCAGUCGGCGCGGCCCAGCCAUCGGCGCAAUGCCCUCAAACUGCUGACGGCCAUCGUUUGCGUGGAGCCCCAAUUGGGACGCCAGGUUCUAAACUCCUACGACGUGCUCUCCAACGUGACUGUGAUGCAGCAGAUGCUGUCGCAUGCCAAGAACGAUUACCAAAACGAGGACACGGUGCGCAAGGCGUACAUACACUUUAUUCUGGCCUUCCUGGUCGAUGGCAACACACUGCUCAUCCGGAACAUCCUGGACCGGGGUCAAUUGAUCGGCGUGCUGGCCAAGGGAUUGGUCCACGAUGACCAUGUAACCGUCUGCGUGGUGGUGAACGCUUUGAGGCAAUAUGUGCUGGAGAACCCCGACAUACAAAAGACAAAGAAGGUGCUGGUUUUCGAUUUGGAGUGCUGCAAGAGCCUGCGGCGACUCUACGACUGGGAGGGACCCAAAGGCCUGCCCACGUUUUUCGAUACUAAAAAGAAGAAGGAGCGAAAGCCUCCGAAUCCGCAGGAAGCGGAAGCAGUUUCCGCUGCAGUCCACGAACUGCUGCUGGUCCUCUUGACCUCUCGCAAGCACGGCGUCUGCUUCGAUGCCAUGACCCACUAUCGCCAGAAGCAGAACAAACUGCAGGGCAGGCUUUUGGGCUCCCUGUACAAACCCUUCGACAAUCCGCGCAAAACCGAUUUGGUCAUUCAAACACUGACUGCCUGUCCGGAUUUGGGUCGCAAUACUGUGAGGAAUUUCUCGCUCCUGCUCAGUCCGGCGAGGACUAGAAUGGAGGAUGUGUCCAAGGCUGCGAUUUUCCUGUCCCAAGUCAUCGAUGCAGUUCCGCCGAGUGCUCUGGGCACAGCUUUCGAUAAGAUGACUCUAACGGACUUUGGAUUUUGGAUCAAGCAGCUGUGCCUGCCCAUCGAAGCCUUGCUGCACAUCACCGGUAAGAAAUAUCUGAGCGAUGGUGACUUCCAUUUGAGAAUGGCCGUGCAGCGCCUGCUUCUGUCCAUGAUGAAACAGUACAGCAACUAUGUGCAUGCCAUCGCCGUACGGGAGCAGUCAAAAAAGGCCGGCAACUCACUGCGUAAAUUCAAGUUCGAUUUACUCAAUCACCUGCUGGUCCACUUUCCCACGGUCGAGUCCAUUCUAUACUCGCUGUUCCUGUCCAUCAAACAGAAGAGUGUAGAGGGUGUCAAUGUGCUGGAGUGCCUUUCGGUCACUUUGGACCUGGUGCUGCUGAUGUGCAAGGAGAAUCGGGCUUUUGUGAACAAGACCAGUCAAAUUCUGGACUAUUUGGAAGUCUUGCGACCACUCUAUCAGACCGAUUUUGAUAACCUGAAUGAACCGCAGGAGCUGGAAAAGAUUCAACUGGAGCUAAAGUCGAUUAAAACCAUUCUUUUGCUCUUUCCGCGAUCUUUAAACCCUCAGGAAUUGCUUUUUGGCAAGGUCUUCCAAUCGUUCAUAAAAGCCUACACUCUGGAGGAUGUGUCAAUUAAGUCAGAGGCGGGAAACAUAUUGCACCGCUUGUUCCACAACACGGGAUUGUUUGACUCGUGCAGCCAUGAGAUCAACAUUUGGCUAGAGGCUCUAAUCGGAUUCGAUGCGGAAACAGUGACCAAUGUGGUGGAAAUCCUGCUGACGAUCCUUCAGUUGGAUUGGAGAAACAUUAAGCUUCCUAAGCUCAGUGUUGCUGAAACAGCCAUUAACACGAAGAACCUAAGCAAACUGUUUGCCCAAAUCGAGCAGGGCCAAACGGUGCAGGCUUAUGUGGAAAAUGUAACGCUGAGCAAUAUGAUGCCGCUGCUACUGCAGGGUGUGGAUUUGGAGGAACCCUACGACGCCUACGUGGAGCUGGUAUUCAUCUUACUUUUCCACUACCACAGCAAACCGGAGCAGGUGCUGCAUCUGUACGAGAGUAGCCUAGAAAAGCACAGUGACUAUAUGAGGAGCUGGCUGACUGGCAGCGGUAAGGAAAAAGCGAAGAAACUACCUUCCCUUUUAGCCGACAAGUGGCCCCUGCUGAAGCAGAUGAGGAAAGCCAUCACCGAUGGGGAUUCCCAGCCCUUCGAGCAGGUAUUUAAAGUGGAGCUGCCGGACAAGAACUUCGAGCUGCAGCUGGGCGAAGGCCAGACCAUGUUGGUGCACCUCAGCCUCGGCAAUCCGCGUCGCAACAUGAUCUACGUCCAGGAUCUCCUUUUCGUCUUCAGCCAUCUUUUCACCACUCAGCGAUUGAGCAGAGUUCAAGCCGAGCUAACGGCGGAAUAUCUAAUCAAGUUCCUGCAAAUCGCCAAUCAGGUGGACGAUGGCAAGGAAGCGGUUCAGGAGGAGGAUGAUCAGCAGCAGCAGGACGAAACGCACACGCAGAGUCUGCUGCACUACAUCUUCAACAUCCGCCUGUGGGAGUUGCAUCCCACAGAAAUGCUCAGUGAGACGAGCGAGUCCCGCUUAAACUAUGUCAUAUUCCUCAGGAAACUGACUGAACAUUGUCGCAGUUUGCCACGAUUUGAGACUUACACUGCCAACUACCGAAUACACUUGAUCAAGACCUUGGACAUUGCUUUGGAUGCACAAGUGGAUCAAUUGAAGCAUCAACAGCAACUCGACGAGUUCGUGGCACUGGUGGAUUCAUUCGAGUUGACCUCCAGCGAAUGCGCUCAGAUGCUCGACUUACUUACAACCAAAGUGCAGGCAAAGGACUUUAUUCCGAGCGGUAAACCCAAUCACUACUUUGACCUACUACUGCGUCUGCUGGGUCGUCUGACCACGCUAAAGGAGCCCAUCGACUGCAGGAAGUCAUUUAAGGUGCUGCUGAUUUUCUACAAGGAUUUCUGCGAACUGAGUGAACAGCAGGUGGAACCUUUGGAGGCUGCUCUCUUGCAGCUAUUGACUACCUACCAUCAUCACCUGGAAGAGUGCGAUAGCGACUUCUUUGCCUGUUUCUUUACAUCCUCCCGAAAGCUGAGCAAAUCCGCCAUCCGUUUGGCCAGCUUGCUGCUCGAACGUCAGCCGAGGUUAGCUGAGAAAUUCGCCGAACUGCUGCCCAGCAACUUAGAGCAGAAGGAGCUGGUUUAUCCCCUGCUAGACAUUGCCCUGACCAAGAACUACCAAAUACCUCAAGCAGUGCUUCAACGUUGCUAUCAGACCUACAAGAAUGGCUUCAUGAAGAGCAUCGAGAAGCCGCAGAAGGCGGCUUUAAUCUAUCGAGAGCAUGCGGGAGCUAGUGCCCUGCUUAUUGCCCUUUGCAUGCCCAAGUCUGAGUGCUUGGAUUACUGCCAGAAACAGCUUAAACUUGACGCCAUGGAGCUCUUCCAGGUGCGAGUCCUUCGGGAGAUCUACUGGCAGGCAUUUUCUGCCGCCAAGGAUGAUAAGCAAAAAGCCACCGUCUUUGUAAACUACAUAAACCUAAAUGUUCAACUAUUAACGUUGGAUUUGAAGAAGCAGUCUUUGGAUCUGACCAAGCUGGAGCAAAUUUCCUGGAACUGUUUCGAGUGGUGGAAAGUGAAUCACAACAAGGAUCUACCUCUCGACUGGAGUCGCUUGCUGAACAACCCGCAGUGGCUGAACUUUUGCAAGAGCUGCUUGAAAUUGGCCCUGCAUCUCGGCGAGGAACGAUCUCCCCUUCAGGAUGAAAGCAAUGGCCUAGUGCUCAAGCUGAUGGCCUUUCUGUGUGAUGGAAUGUACGAGGAUUACAAGGAGGACGCGCAGCAGGAGGAUCCCACGCCUGCACUUCUAUACGAAAUGAUUUGCACGCAUUCCUGCUGCUUUGAUCAUUUACUGGGCGCCACAAGUGCAACCAAAACACAUAUUUUACAGCUCAUGGAGGCGCUGGCCAGAAAGGCACCCAGUGCCCUGCAAUCCGCCCAUGUGCCCGUAAUUCUGGGCUCCUAUCAUGCCAAACUGUCGCCGGCGGAUCGUUAUGGAUUGGCCCUGCUGGAGCACUACGAACGCUUCGACGUGGGAUUGGAUAAAUUCCGACCUUUCAUUUGGGGCGAAAGUGCUGUGGCCCAUUACGCUUUGAGAGCUGCGGACGAGGAUGAGCGAGCGAGGCUGCAGCAGCAGGAGACGAACGUGGCCCAGGUGCUGGCCCUGAUUGUGCGCGAGACCAGCGAGUACACCAUUGAGAAUUUCCCGAUUUGGAGGAGCCUGCAUGCCAGCCAACAGCUGCCAGCCGUAGAGUUUCAAAAUCCUGCAAAGAAAUCCCAAAAUUUCGGUGACAAUCUAUUAGAGCAAAUGGUUGAGCAGGGCCAGGAGGAUUUCCCGCAGGAACUGCGACGCAUCUGCCCGAAGCGCGAGAAAGUCUACGAGACCUGCUACGAUCCCGCCUUUCUGCUGCCCCUGAUGAUGCACUGCUUCGCCCCGGAGUCAGUGGUCUGGGCCCGCUGGCCAGUGCAGAAUGGUCUGCUUGCCGUAACCUUUUGUGGACUCUCCUCGCUGGACAAGGACAUGCGACUGGCGGCGGCCAGUUGCCAGCAACGCUAUCGCAGCCACUUUGAGCUCUCCAAGUUCUACGAGCGUCCGCUGUGGACGCAGGCCUACGAGAACAUUCAGGCCGGACUGAGCGAGCUGAGAAACUCGUGGCUGGCGCAGAGGAGAACGCAUGGCGGAACGCCUAGGGUUCCCCUGAUCCCCGCCCUCUUCAUCGCCCACAGCUUUAAUCUCAGCACCGAGCCAACGCAUCUGCUGUACAAGCGACUCAUGAUGUAUCUGCGGCUGAAGCAGAGCUUCAACUUUCAGACGAUACCCGACUUCAAUGUGUUCUUCUACUCGCAGGAACCGGAGCACCAGCAGUACCGCGAGUUCAUCGUGGAGCUACUGAGGUGCGGCAUCAAGUGCAGCGCCGAUCUCUUCCUGCUGGUGUCCACCAAUACGUUCAAGGUGCUGCUCGGAUUCUACGGCUCCAGUUUGGCCACUCUGGAAACGAACCUGCUGCUGCUGUCGGUGCUCUCUACUUGCGUUAAGAUACCCGGAGCCGUGAAGAUCAUGCUGGAACACGUAGGCAUCCUAUCCUGGCUGGUCGGCGUCAUUCGCGACACGGAGUUCCAUCAGUUCGACAUCAUCGAGGGCGUCAUCAGCAUCGUCAACAAUCUGUGGUAUUCCCUGGCCGCCUCCCGUUCGGAGCUGCCGGACUACGAGCACAUCCAGUUGCGAGUCCAUCGCCUGGUGCUGCAACUACUGCCGCUGCUCUCGCCAAGGAUUUCGGUUCCCGGCCUCGGUCGUCUGCUCAACGUUCUGUGGAAGAGUGGCUCGGCCAGUGGCCAGCAUCGUGCCUUGUCCGCCGCCCAGCUGGAUGUCCUGUUCGAGUGCAUCUCCCGUCAUUGGCCGGAUCAGCUGGCGGGAGUGCGCUACGUGCGGAGCUUUGGCGGCUCUGGCGCCUGCUCGCGUUCCGAGUACUGCGACUGGCUGGCCAAGGAUCAGCAGCUCGAGACGCCCGCCGUCCUCGCGUUGUCCAGUCUGCGCGAGUACGUCAUGGACUGGGCGCUGGCCCACAAGGAAACCAAGCCGCUGGCGGAAGCAACCGAGUAGGAAUUUUUAAUGUUUUGCUCUAGGUUAAGCUAUUGAAAUGUGUUUACCGAAUAGGCAACGAGAGUCUUCGAUAUAUUAAAUUGUAUGCAAUGAAAAAAUGA
Messenger RNA from Drosophila takahashii, 6326 nucleotides. Its product is annotated as nucleolar pre-ribosomal-associated protein 1. Lineage: Eukaryota; Metazoa; Arthropoda; Insecta; Diptera; Drosophilidae. Gene Ontology annotation, cellular component: nucleolus. Gene Ontology annotation, biological process: maturation of 5.8S rRNA from tricistronic rRNA transcript (SSU-rRNA, 5.8S rRNA, LSU-rRNA); maturation of LSU-rRNA from tricistronic rRNA transcript (SSU-rRNA, 5.8S rRNA, LSU-rRNA). The record is from RefSeq and is a predicted model, not a curated record.